AUGCCAAAAGUCGUCCACGUCACUGGAACAUUUUACGAAGUGGGAUAUCAAAUUGGCGUUAUUUUUCGUGAGAGGAUCUCCAACUUCUUUGCUGACCUGACCUUGGUACAAGAAAUACUCUUACCAUUCUCUGAAACUGAGAAAGGUUCUGAGAUUUACGAGGACUAUCUUAAAGCAGCAAAGACAGUGUUUCCUCAGUAUGUACAAGAAAUGCAAGGAAUGUCCGAUGCCACUGAUGUACCAUUCAAACAGGUGUUUCUUCUUCACAUAAGCCAUGAGUUAAUGUUGCUAGGGCAGGGUGGUCCUGCAAUUCUAGGCUGUAUGAAUAUAUUAGUGAAUUACGAAGAAGAGUCUGGGGCACGGCAGGUGCUGAUUGGACGUAAUGAAGAUGCCCCCACAGUAAUGAAGGAACAUGCUUACAUACUGGAGGCAGAAAUCAGCGAACCUGAUAAGCCUUGGCGUAAUGAAAAUUUCACUGCAUAUACGUACCUAGGUAUGAUACCUGGACUGUGCUAUGGUUUUAACUCGCAUGGUUUGGCAUUCUCAGCCACUGCCGUCUUCCCUCAGAACGUACUGACAGGAGUCACAUCACCUGUACACUUUGUGGCAAGGAAAUUAUUAUCUUCACAGACAAUGCAGGAAGCUAUCGAUUUACUCACUGAGAGUAACGCCGCAUCUGGUAUCAGUGUAAACAUAGGAACAACAAAUUCAAAUGAUGUCAGCAAAUUACCCCGAAUUGUCAACGUUGAAAUUGCACCAAAACAGGAUAAUCAUGUAUGUGAUUGCAAUAUACAUAAGGUAGACCGCAGCAACAUUAGGGAAAACUACUUUUAUUAUCACCUUAAUAUGUACAAACAUGUCAAGUUGAAACAUAAAGCAGACCAAAGCUCAAUGGCUGGCACUGAGAGGGUGUCAAAUUUACCAGUCCCUACAGAUAUAGAAGGUGUUCUCAAUAUCCUUGGUGAUGAAGAUGGUACCGAUUUUCGUAUUUACAAAUCAUAUUCAGGGAAAGAUGGAUGCUCCACAAUUUCAACCGCACUCUUCGACCUGAUUAACUGUACGCUGCUGAUUUAUCUAGAGAAUCCAAUGGUGAACAGACAUCCACGGAUAACGUUUUCAAUUCCUCGCAAAAAGGAUGGUACCUGA
This is a messenger RNA of Saccoglossus kowalevskii, 1146 nucleotides long. RefSeq names its product beta-alanyl-dopamine/carcinine hydrolase-like. The record is from RefSeq and is a predicted model, not a curated record. Lineage: Eukaryota; Metazoa; Hemichordata; Enteropneusta; Harrimaniidae.